AUGUGUGCCUUGCUUACUGUAUUAUCCUCUGCCGAGGCGACAAAUGUAAGCUAUUGGGCCUAUAUACCUAAUCCACCUAUGAUGGAACCUGCACCUUGGGGAAGUGCAGAUAUUCCUGUCUAUACCUCCCCUGUAAUACUUUCGCCUCCUUGGAAGAAUCUUACUUAUCUUAAUCAGGAUGAUGGCACCUCAUUUAAUUUUUCAUACAAAGGGGAUGGUCCUUACAUUUGUCUGGGCCCAUCACCGUGUGCCGAGAUGGAUUGGCAGAACUGGAUCCUGCCGGGGAAUAAGUCUAAUGGAUCCCGAACUCAUUUACAAAGAGUUGAAGCAUGGUCUCUUAACAUGACAUGGGGAAAUGUUACAUUUGCUGAAUUCCCCUCAUUUCCUGCCUGUCCUGAUUUCACUUAUAUCGGACUGGCCUAUGAACCAUUUGUGUGGCAGGAAUGUAUUGGAAAAUUCGUGAAAUUUUAUAAGAAUUUACUUAUGUGGGGACCAUAUGGUCAAUUUCUUCGGAAUUGUUCCGAAUGGAAUAAGACAUGUUGUGAUUUGUCCUUAUCCUACAGGAUGCCACCACGGAACAAAUGGAAUGAAUCAAUGGUGAAUCAUCAGUUGAUGGCCUGGGGAGAUGGCGGCAUCGCAGACCCUCGUAUAGCACAUCAGAAAUUUCCUGACCAUAUCCAAACGCACUUAUGGAAGAUUGCAGCUGUGCUUAAGACUGUUAGACUUUACGAGGGAACCUUUUCUGGCACCGUGAAUUCUGCAUCAACUUAUAAAUUCACCUCAUUUAAAGAGAUAAAUGUAACUGCAUGCGUACCUUUACCAUAUCUAUUUCUGAUAGGGAAUUUUAGCUUUGAUAACGGUAUUAACUGUACCAAUUGUCGACUAUAUUCUUGCAUUAAUAGCUCUAUAGAAUUUGACUCCGAAUAUUCUCUUAUGAUUUUACAACAACGUUCUCAUAUUUGGCUUCCGGUAGAUCUAGAACGACCAUGGGCUCAAAAUCCUGUAGAUGUCUUAGUAUUGGAGUUUUUUAAAAGGGUACUAAAGCGCACCAAACGUUUUCUCGGUAUUGUUGUGGCAGUCAUUUUAAUUUUAAUCGCAGUUACUACUAUAGCUACGGUAUCAGGCAUAGCUUUACAUACAUCUUUGCAAACUAAGCAUUUUGUAGAAGACUGGCACCAUAACUCUCGGGAUCUUUGGCUUUCACAAACCAUGAUCGAUACUCGCUUACAAACACAAAUAGAUGUCCUCAGACAGACGGUGAGCUGGUUAGGGAAAAAGGUUUUGACACUAGAAAGGCAAGUUUGGCUGCGUUGCGAUUGGAAUUCCACAACUUUUUGUGUUACCAAUUUAAAAUACAAUGAGUCGCAGCACGAGUGGAGCAUCAUCCAAAGUUAUUUAGAAGGUAAUUCCUCAGCUACUGACAUGAUCAAUAACCUACACACGAACAUUCAGGAGGUAUUUGGCAGACCAUUUGAGACUGAAGAUGCCGCUACGUUGGCCAAUUUACUUCUUAAGCAACUUAAGGGACUAGAUCCAAAAGAGUGGCUGUACCCACUUUGCUUUCAUACCGACAGUGCAUGA
Molecule: messenger RNA, 1581 nt
Organism: Mirounga angustirostris (Northern elephant seal)
Lineage: Eukaryota; Metazoa; Chordata; Mammalia; Carnivora; Phocidae
Product: endogenous retrovirus group K member 113 Env polyprotein
Exons: 2
Coding region: 1-1581 (526 amino acids)
Molecular function (GO): structural molecule activity
Source: RefSeq, a predicted model, not a curated record